Mugil cephalus (flathead mullet) is the source of this 1354-nucleotide messenger RNA. RefSeq lists its product as uncharacterized. Bases 22 to 1134 code for a protein of 370 amino acids. The transcript is spliced from 7 exons. Lineage: Eukaryota; Metazoa; Chordata; Actinopteri; Mugiliformes; Mugilidae. The record is from RefSeq and is a predicted model, not a curated record. Gene Ontology annotation, molecular function: hydrolase activity, hydrolyzing N-glycosyl compounds.
CACAAGUGUCAUUUUGUCUGCAUGGCCACCGGGGUCGUAAAAUGUUUUGCCGGUCUGCGUUCAAGACCUCAUUGUUUCUGCAGCCCUGCGUGGAGGUUAUUUUCAGCUGACCACCGCUGGCUCCAGUCUGUGAGGGAAACACACAACAGUUUCUCACACUCAGCCACAGGGUCCAAGAUGAUAAAGAAGAUACUUGUUGAUGUAGACUGUGGGGUGGACGAUGCUCAGGCCAUCAUGUUGGCACUGGCUGCCCCCAACGUGAAGCUCCUGGGCAUCACCUGCGUUCAUGGAAACACCACAGUGGAGAAUGUGUGCAAGAACACGCUGAGGAUCCUGAAAGCCUGCAAAAAGCUUGAGGUUCCGGUGUUUAAAGGUGCAGCUAGGUCUAUCCUCGGGGACAGGAUCAACGCGGGACACUUGCACGGGCAGGACGGCCUGGGGGACGUUCCCGACCCCGACGCUCCCGGUCUGGAGCUGGUUCAGAAGGAGCACGCCGUCUCCGCUAUGAUCCGGAUCGUUAACGAGAACCCGGGAGAGGUGUCCCUGGUCGCCACGGCACCGCUCACCAACCUGGCUCUGGCUGUGAGGAUGGACCCGUCUCUGCCUAGCAAACUGCGAGGGCUCUACAUCAUGGGAGGCAACACUGAAUCGCGAGGAAACACCACAGUGUGCGGCGAGUUCAAUUUCACCGCUGAUCCAGAAGCUGCGUACAUUGUGCUGAAUGACUACCAGUGUCCUACCUACUUGUCCUGCUGGGAGUUUACCUGCUACCACACACUGCCCUGGGAGUUCUGCGGCGAAUGGUUAGCGCAGGACUCCGACAAAGCUCGCUUCAUGGCGCGGAUCUUUCGCUACACCAUGGAGGCGGCGCAGACCGAACGCAUUCAGAAGGAGUUCGCCAACGGGCCGGGCUUCACGUCCUGCGACUCGUACGCCAUGGCGGCCGCUGUAGACGACUCGUUCGUCACGGAGAGUGACCAUUAUCCGGUUACCGUGGAGCUGACGGGCACACACACCAGGGGGAUGAUGGUGGUGAGCCAUGCGAGUUUCCUGGAGAAGAAUCACAAGGCAUUCAUCGUGAAGAAGGUGGAUAUGGAGAAGUUCAAGAAGAUGAUGAUGGACGCUUUAAAAUAAUGGCUCUGACAGAGGAGUUCUCAUUCGCUGUUGGAUUUUUUUAUGUCAUACUGGCUGUGAAAGAACAAUGGUGCUAAGACUCACAGAUUGUCUCUAUUUGUAUUUUUAGUGAUUGUAAUAUAUAGGAAAAACUAAAACAGACUGUAGCAAUUUAAACUUGCUACUGCAUACAUAGUAUGCUUCAUUAAAAUAAUGCGUCUAAUUAAAAUUGUAAUAGAAA